Panonychus citri (citrus red mite) is the source of this 2401-nucleotide messenger RNA. RefSeq names its product DNA damage-inducible transcript 4-like protein. The record is from RefSeq and is a predicted model, not a curated record. Gene Ontology annotation, cellular component: cytoplasm. The coding region runs from base 371 to 1039 and encodes 222 amino acids. Gene Ontology annotation, biological process: regulation of TOR signaling; negative regulation of signal transduction; apoptotic process. The transcript has 2 exons. NCBI's taxonomy places the organism in Eukaryota, Metazoa, Arthropoda, Arachnida, Trombidiformes, Tetranychidae.
AAAUCUUUUUAGUUGUUGGUUAGACUUUGAGAAGAGAAGAUCUCCCGAACACUGUAGAAAAAAUCGUUUUUUUCUUUGUUCACUUUUUCUCCCAAUUGAAAAUUCAUUUUCUUUCUCUCUCAUUCUCUCUCCCCUUGAAUCAUCUUUGUGUUCAUCAACUCAAACAAAAAAACACCAUCAUCACCAUCAUUUUAUUUGUAUUAUUGUUUAGUAUUUUCUAUUUUUAAUUGUAUCUCAUUUUACUAAAUAACAUUCAAUCUUUUUGUCUCUCUUUCUCUCUCAUCAUCUUGUUCAAUUUUUCUGAUCCAUUUUUUUUUCUUAUCUUUCGAAAAGUAAUAACAAAAAAAUAUAUAUCCAACCAAAGAUAGUUAUGUCUUUACAUAGCCAUAAGAAUAAUGUCAACACAUCUAAUACCAACAUCAAUUCUACAACUACUAUUACUACAACUACAAACUCCAACACCACCAAUAAUAACAACAAUGAGAAUAACAAAUUAACUCAUGUUAUGGAUAAACUGUCACCUUCUUUCCAUUCAAUAUUCUCAUUUGAAAAUAGUGUGACUCCCGUUGGUAACAAUAAUAGUGAACUGGAGGCCACCAUUAGUGAAAUCGCCAAGCGAAUUGAACAAGUUCUCAAUCAGAAGAAAAUAAUUCGCAGUCCAACCGAUUUACCUGCUAACCUUACCAAAAAAAUAGCCUCAGAUAUUAUUGGAAUGUCCGAGACUGAACCCUGUGGUCUGCAAGGUUGCCUUCUUUAUAUCUCACUGGAAGAUGAGGAUCACAAAGCACAAACCAUUGGUUCAUUAAAAUUGGGUGAAAAAACAAUUGUUCCCACCUUUGUGAUAUAUCUUCAUCUUCGUCGGAGAUACAGUGAUUGGUUUAAAUUCAUUGCUGCAAAAUUUUUAAGACAUUUGUUUAGAGAUUAUUAUACAAUUUUCGAUGUCUACAAAUUGUACAAAAGGAAACUUUUCCGAACCCUUAAUCCUUCAUGUAAAAGCUGCCAUGUUAUGACAAUGGCUACCAUGGCUCUCUCUCACUAAUAGCUGUUCUCAUCUUCCCAUUGCCUAUUCUCAAUUUCUUCACCUUAUCAUCAACAUCAAAAUCAUCUUUCUCUCUCUCUCUCUCUCUAUCUUUUUUUCUUCCCGAAAUUCAUAUUUAACCUGCGUAACCAGUAAAUCUUUUUUUCUUAACCACGAUUUUUUUUUCUUCUGCAACUGAAAUCAUCCUUCAUUUGGUUCCAAAAACACAAGCUAAUAACAACAGUAAUCCUUUUUUUUACACACACAAACACCAUCAUCAUCAUUAUCCUCAUCAUCAGAAGCUUUGAUAACAUCAUAAGUGCUGGAAAAAUGAAGAAAACAUUCACUUAAUUAACUUGACUUUUUUUCUGUUACCUGAGACCCGAAUUUGUGUUUAAAUACACUUACCGUUAUUACUUUAAAAGGGUGAAACCUGCAACCAAAAAAGUAUCAACAUCGACUGGUGUAACUUGAUGAUGAUGAUUAUCAUGUCACCAGAUCAUUUGACACCAAUUUCAACCCAAAAAGUUUAAGAGCAUCGCCACAGAGCAUCAUCAUCUUCUUCACCCACCCCCACCACCAGAAUUAUUUUCACCAUUGACCAACAAUUGUUUCAACAACAACUCUUUGUGUGUCCAGCAACAAUUUUCUCUCUCUCUCUCCUUGGUGAUGAUAAACAAUUAGUGUUACAAUUAUGUAAAAAUGGUCUCAAAUUGGUCUCAGAGAAACGGAAGAAAGGACAAAGGCGAGAUUAAACUGUUCUCUUUUUGGAAAAACAAAAUCAAUUGUAAUCAACACUCAACCAAAAUGAUACACAUCAACUUUUCCUCCUCAUCAUCCACCUCAAUGUCUUCGUCUCUUUAAUCAUAUUUACAUUUUAACUUAUUCACUGUUAUAAUUGCGAUGAAAAUAACAUGAUUUUGAUUACGAGUUAUAAUCAACCCCCAACCUCACACCAUUUGAAUGGACGGUUUACCAGAAAAUCAGAAGCAGAUACAACUUUUAUCUUCUUCAUCCUGAUCACACACACUCCCUCUCUCGUCAUCACUACUCUCUCUCUCUCUCUCUCUUUUCUUUCUCUCUCACAAACAUACAAAAAAAACCUACUCUCUUUUACUUAAAAAAAAAAUCUUCAUCUUCGGUUGCUGGUCAAACCAAAAAGGACUUCAUUGCAAUUGCAAUUGAUCAAAUUACUCUAUACCCUGAGUUGGAAACAACUGUUUCAAUACAAGAAUGAUGAUAAGAAAAAAAAUAUAUUUAUAUAUAAUAGUAAAUAAUUAAUUAAUUAUAAUUAUGAUAAUUAUAACAAAUAACAAUAACAAUAUAAUAUUAAUAUUGAUAUAUAUAAAUGAAAUAGAAAUCAACAAAUUGAAAACAAAUUAA